GAGUUUAUUGCGCACGCGUGGGGAGGAACCGCGGGGCACGCCGGGAGCAGAAGCCCUCGGAUUACAGAUGUUCACUACCAAGCCUGGCUUUAUAUGUGUUCUGAGGAGCUAAGAGUUCUCACACUUUUGAGCAGUUUCUCUCCACAUGGCUGCCGAGGAAGCCACCGUCACAGUUCGCCUCAUCCGUUCGUUUGAACAUCGAAAUUUCAGACCUGUAGUAUAUCAUGGAGUUAAUUUGAACCAAACUGUGAAGGAAUUUAUAAUUUUUCUAAAGCAAGAUGUCCCUUUGAGGACCAGCCUGCCUCCUCCACUCAGAAAUUACAAAUACGAUACACUAAAGAUUCUUCAUCAAGCUCACAAAGCAAAGACAAAUGAGCUGGUGUUGGGCUUGGAGGACGACGACACACUCCUACUGAAGGAAGACAGAACGCUGAAGGACUCGGGAGUAGCCAGUGAGACUGAAAUUGCCUUCUUCUGCGGCGAAGAUUAUGAGAGAUAUAAGGCUAAUCCCGCCUCAUCCUGGUGAGCGUGCCGGCACACCUUCAGGUCCCUUCUUCCACAAGUGAGCUUUUUGAAUUGUCAAAUAAAGCUUUAAAAAAUUAA
This is a messenger RNA of Myodes glareolus (Bank vole), 603 nucleotides long. It is a transcript of the gene C5H2orf76, whose product is annotated as chromosome 5 C2orf76 homolog. Lineage: Eukaryota; Metazoa; Chordata; Mammalia; Rodentia; Cricetidae. The record is from RefSeq and is a predicted model, not a curated record.